CUGUGUGAGAUGGAGUGGGGGUGGGGCAUGGCUUAUUUUAAAAUAUCACAAGUGGGCGAUGAAGGUUCACAUCAUGGGCUGCUCAGAGACAAGAGUCAAAAACUUGAUGGUGAAGGAGAGAUGAUAGGCAAGAGGGAGGAGAAGCAGCUCGAAUUGUCCCUGGAGGCGCUUAUUAGCCAGGUGGCUGACCUGAAGAAUUCCUUGGUCAGCUUCAUCUAUAAGCUAGAGAAUGAGUAUGACCGGCUCACAUGGCCCUCAGUACUGGACAGUUUUGCGCUGCUCUCAGGCCAGUUGAACACGCUGAACAAAGUGCUGAAGCAUGAGAAGACACCCCUAAUGCGCAACCAGGUCAUCAUCCCCCUGGUGCUAUCUCCAGACCGUGAUGAGGAGAUCAUGCGACAGACAGAAGGGCGUGUGCCAGUCUUCAGCCAUGAGGUGGUGCCGGACCACCUCCGUACCAAGCCUGACCCUGAGGUGGAGGAGCAGGAGAAGCAGCUGAUUACAGAUGCAACUCGAAUCAGCUCUGAUGUGGCACAGAAACAGAUCCAGAGCCUGAACAAAAUGUGCUCAAAUCUGCUGGAGAAAAUCAGCAAGGAGGAGCGAGAGUCUGAGAGUGGAGGUUUACGGCAGAACAAGCAGACUUUUAACCCUGCUGAUACCAAUGCACUGGUGGCAGCCGUGGCAUUUGGAAAAGGGCUGUCGAACCGGAGGCCUCCAGGCUCAGGGGGACCUGUCCAAGCAAGUCAGCCAGCUACCGGUGCCAUCAUAGCAGGGGCUUCAGGCAUCCAGCAGGUCCAGAUGUCAGGUGCUUCUAGCCAACAGCAGCCAAUGCUUGGAGGAGUGCAGAUGUCACAGGCAGGCCAGCCAGGUAAGAUACCCAGUGGCAUAAAGACCAACAUCAAAUCUGCCUCAAUGCAUCCAUACCAGAGAUGAGCAGAGAGGAGCCUCAUCCUGGCUGACCACACAACACCAGCAUUUUUCUUGUCAAUUGCCACUAGAGGAUUUCCUUCCAUGCCUGUCAGAGCCCCUCAAGCCUCCACUCAUCAUCCCCAGCAGAGAGAUUUGUGGGUGGGCUCUCCCCUCCUGUGAGCUCCAGGCUGUCUCCUCCAUCUGGUUUUAUUCCGUGCUGGAGGGUUUGUGCAUAGCUGCUGGUGGCCACAUGCUUAGGGUGGGAGCUUCCUAGACAAGGGAAAGCCUGUCUCCCACCUGGUCUGGCCUGGAGGGCCCAUACUCUUCAUCCAAAUGCAGAACCUGAACGGCUUCAGAGGAAACUCUUCUCCUGGCUUUUGUGUAAGGAGGUGCAUGAAGGUUGCACUGCCUCCUCCCUUUCCCUUGCCUCCCAUUGUUGAAUAAAGACCCUGUACUAUGCCAA
Gopherus flavomarginatus (Mexican gopher tortoise) is the source of this 1372-nucleotide messenger RNA. It is a transcript of the gene MED8, whose product is annotated as mediator complex subunit 8. The coding region runs from base 10 to 933 and encodes 307 amino acids. Gene Ontology annotation, molecular function: transcription coregulator activity; RNA polymerase II cis-regulatory region sequence-specific DNA binding. Lineage: Eukaryota; Metazoa; Chordata; Testudines; Testudinidae. The transcript has 7 exons. The record is from RefSeq and is a predicted model, not a curated record. Gene Ontology annotation, biological process: regulation of transcription by RNA polymerase II. Gene Ontology annotation, cellular component: mediator complex; core mediator complex.